AUGAACUCGGGGAAGUUGUACCUGAUAUCAAGUAGCCUAGGGGUUCUGUCCCAUCUCACCAUCUUCAUCAAGGGUGAGUGGGAUACGCAUGCCCCCGAUCUGGUCCGUUAUUUUGUUUUCUGGCCGGUGGUAGUGUUCUCGCUUCUGGCGAUUCUUGGGUAUGGGUAUGCAGUACGGACAUUGGCUCUCGCGAUGCUGAGCUAUGACGGCGGGAUCUGGCUAUCAAUGAUCGUAUAUCGUUGGUUUUACCAUCCUCUGAGACACUUUCCAGGACCUGCCUUGGCUCGAGUCAGCGCACUCUGGUCCCUGGGACGAGUAGCAAGAGAUGCAAAAUGGCAUAUCAAUGUGCAAGAGCUUCAUCAGCAGUACGGAAACUUUGUUCGAAUCAAACCUAGAGAGAUCUCGAUUAACGAUGCGUCCGCAAUAAAGUUGAUCUAUGGCGUUGGUACGAGCUGCACCAAGGGGGUUUUCUAUGACUUGUACUACCCGCACCGCUCGCUGCAGAUGUGUCGGGACAAGGCGUUCCAUUCUAGACGACGAAGAGUUUGGGACCAGGGAUUCAAUUCUCGAGCUUUGACCGGUUACGAACCUUUCAUCCGCGAGCAUUGCGACGAUCUGAUUGAGCGGAUAUCGUCCCAGAUGGAAGAGCCACUGUUGAUCAACGAUGUUCUCGAUGGGUUCGCCUGGGACUCCAUGGGAAUAUUGGCUUUCGGCAAAUCAUUUGGCAUGGUGAAGGGUAACAGUCAUCCGAUGUUGGACACGAUCAGAGCCGUGAAAAAGUCUGGUGCUUUUAUCUUAACGGCGACUUGGAUGCUUAUUAUGGCGCAAAACCUACCCAUGAUCCGCAAAGCAUCGGCCAAGUGGCUAGAUUGGUGUGCCGAAAUGCUAGAAGAGCGGCGAAAGAUGGGCGUAUCCAGGAAGGACCUCUUCAGUUACCUUAUUGCGGAACCGCCCCCCGGGACCGAUGAUUCUUUGAAACUAACGGAUGGUGACCUUGUAAUCGAGUCGGAGCUUGCGAUCGGGGCCGGAAGCCAAACCACAGCUUCGACUAUGAACGCACUCCUCUUCCUCCUAGCAAAGCAUCCGGAGACGUACCGCAAAUUGCAAGAAGAGGUCGACUCGGUUUUGCCACCGGAUGCGCCUUUGUGCGAUUCGGCACUCACAGGCCAACCGUACUUAGAGGGCUGUAUCAACGAGGUCAUGCGUCUGUAUCCAGCAGUGACGAGUGGUGUGCCUCGAGAAACCGGUCCGGGGGGUAUGACUAUCGAUAGCGUUUUCAUUCCGGCAUACACAACGGUGUCCGUGCCGACGUACACGGUCCAGCGAGACCCUCGAAACUACCAGCACCCCGACGAGUUCAUCCCCGAGCGUUGGAUCGACAAGCCGGAGCUGAUUAUCAAGAAAGAGGCCUUCAUUCCAUUUUCCACCGGCCCAUAUUCUUGCGCGGGAAAGAGCUUUGCGAUGAUGCAGAUCCGACUGGUGAUUGCGACCAUCGUGCGGAAUUUCGAGUUCCGAUUGCCCCCAGAGCAGGAGAAGGAAACUCUGGAUACGCUCAAUAGGACCGGCGUACAAGAUUGUUUCACAAUGGUGGUUCCAUCGUAUGAUCUGAUCUUCACGAAGCGAGAUUAA
Molecule: messenger RNA, 1629 nt
Organism: Aspergillus affinis
Lineage: Eukaryota; Fungi; Ascomycota; Eurotiomycetes; Eurotiales; Aspergillaceae
Product: cytochrome P450
Exons: 5
Coding region: 1-1629 (542 amino acids)
Molecular function (GO): monooxygenase activity; oxidoreductase activity, acting on paired donors, with incorporation or reduction of molecular oxygen; iron ion binding
Source: RefSeq, a predicted model, not a curated record